AUGUACAGAUCCGGUGUGCGUGCACGUGGGAGUCCUGACCCGGACCUGGUGGACACGCUGCCGAUGUGCGGAGAGGGCCGGGAAGGGAGAGCAUGCUCGUAAACUGCAGUCGCACACACAUACACUGCCUGGGUGUCUAAGUGUGAAGGGUGUGUGGAUGCAUUCAUGGGUUCCUUUCAGAGUGUGCAAGGAGGGCUACUACAAGAGCGGCGGCAAAUGCAUCGACUGUGGCUCGGACGCGCAGAGCGUCGUGCCCUUCGUCUUCACCAUCAUAAUCCUCUUCCUCCUUGGCCUGCUCUUCCACGUGUUCGUCAACGCUCCGCAGAGCAGGAAGAUCGCCGUCACCCUCAACAUCUCACUCACACUCGGAAUGCUCAUCAACUUCAUGCAAAACCUCACGUACGCACAACGCUGUUGCCUUCACACAACGGGCACCAGGUCGUGUUGUGCUGGUGAUUCUUUGGUGCAGCAUCGUCGGUGCGGCCAUGCACCAAACCAAUCACUCACUGAUUGUUUGUCUGAGGCUUCCUGCCUUCCCUGUCCUAUGCCAGGGACGUUCAACAUCAAAUUCCCGUCGUAUAUGAAAGGGCUCUUCAAAGUGUCCUCGAUUUUCCUGUUCGACAUCCACUUCGUCCGAAUCGGUGUGUGUAUGGGGGACCGACCAUCCAUUCGUGCCCUGGUCCAUGUGCGUAUGUGUGUGGUGAAGGCUGCGUGGUUGGCCGGACGCCUCUCGCGAGCUAUGUCACGAGGCAGCUGGUGCCGAUCGUCCUGGCCAUCAUAUUCUACUCGCUGUGGGGUCUCUUCUGGUGCCUCAAGCAGAUGAGACUCUUCCCAGGCAGGCCGUAACCGCACCCACACGUGCAUUCACCUCAGCUCAUGCAUGUCUCAUGCCCUGUGUGUGCACAGGAGCAGAUUAUGAGAUCCCGAGGGAGCGCAGCCGUAGAUCGUCGCUCACAAGGGUCAUGUUUCGAGUGGCUCACGGGAAGGUAGGCAGACAAGCGAGAAGCACACACUCACGCCCCCUGCGUUCAUCCCUUAUGCAUCCAGGACGUCUCUCGGCGUAUCCACAGAGCGCCCGAUAGCGACGCCAAGCCCCAGCACAAGGUGAGCAGCACCACAGAGGACGCCAACAACAAUAACAACAACAACAACGACGACGACGAGCUGCCAGAUGAGGCCUUCCCCACCGGCGGCGAGCUCGCAGAGGAGCCGGCGGACCAGCAGGAGGCCCGGCGCCGUGUGUCCAACAUGGAUGUGCUGUCACCCAGCAUGAGGGAGCGCACUCAUCACAUGUUGAAGGAUGUCGCUGAGGAGGAGAAAGAGAAGGAAGACAAGAUCAUGAUAACGGCGGCGUUUGCGGGGUCAAGGAACCCGUUUGUGAGGUGGGUGGAGACGCUCGUCGCGGCCGACAUCUUUAACUUUGACAAAUAUUGCAACAGGUGUCACGAGGGAGGGAGUAGGGGAGAAAGCUGGCUGUCUUCUUGUCAUGUGUGUGAGUGGUGUGAGUGCAGUCUGGGUAUGGCUAUUCAAAUCCUCUACAUCUCGUUUGUCAACAAUGCAUGUGCCGCAUUCCAGGUACACACACAGAGAGUUGGAUGGAUGGAUGGAUGCGUGUGUGCAGUGUUUUGACCAUCCGAACGGCAAGAGCACGUUGCUCGAGUAUCCUGAGAUCCUCUGCGACAGCCAGGAGUGGCGCUCUCAGUUCCUCCCAAUCGGCGUGCUCGUGAUGAUCAUCUACGUGGUACCAAUGCACUCCAUAGACAGCCAACACAGACAGGCAGACAGAGAGCCAGACAGGCAGACAGACGGAUGGCGAUCCAUCCAUCUAUGCCCAUGUCGGGGUGUCCGUCUGUCUGUGCAGGGUGGCGUGUAUGCCUUCUUCUCCUACAUCAGUAUUGUGGCUCCCUGGUAUUACGAGUACGUUUCAUUCAAGGAACGAUUCCAAUUCCUAUUCUUCCGGUGAGUGAGUCAGUCAGUCAGUCACAGAGAGGGAGGAAAGGACCGCAACCUACCUAGUGUUGCUGUCUGUGUCUGUGUUCGCUUGUUUGCGUGCAGAUUUCGGCCUGAUGUCUACUGGUAAGCAGCCCUCGUGUCUCGUACAAGAAUCCCCUUUGCGAUGUCCUGUCUGUCGGUGUGGCCCGCAAUCAGGUGGGGAGUGAUCUUGCUGGCUCGCAACGGGCUGCUGGCGACUGUCACGGGUACGCAGAUUUGCGCGACUAUCCCACCAAUGAGCUCACAUGGUCUGGGUCUUUGCAUUUCUGCGUGUGCAGCCAUGUCGCCGAAUGACGGCCAGUAAGGGACAUUUGCGUGACGAUGGUCGAUCGGAUAAUGUUGCACACCUGGCUGAUGCGAUUUGUGUGUGUGUGUGUGUGUGUGGUCAGUCUCCAGACUCUAAUAACGGUGACACCAUGGCAAAUGUCACCUUGUCACGUCUGCUGA
This is a messenger RNA of Vitrella brassicaformis, 2439 nucleotides long. The record is from the annotation of a GenBank genome assembly. NCBI's taxonomy places the organism in Eukaryota, Vitrellaceae.